GCUUUGAGCAGACUGGAUUGAACUCGCUCGGGUAAAAAAGCAAGUAAUUAAAAUGUUAUUACACGUGCUGCUUGUGUUUUUCCUACUCAAUGAAAUUCCAGUCCAGGGAAUAAACGAAGACUUGGUAAUAAGUUGGGAACAGAAAAUAAAGUUGGACGAGUUUAGAACAAUUGUGGAAGCCCAGCUACCCCAUGAGUAUAUGAAGACGGACAUUUAUCUUAUCCGGUGGCUGAAAGCCUGUAACUAUGACAUUCCGGCCGCUGCCCGUAUGCUGCGAGAGAAUCUCCGUUGGCGUGAAGAAAACGAAAUGGAUACCAUAUUGGACGAAGAUUGGACCGAGUUUAACAGCCAAUAUCGUUUCAACCUGGAUGGUUGCGAUGAUAACGGAGCUCCAGUUGCCGUGCUUUUCGUGGGCGAAUGGGACAUGCGUCGAGCCGCGUUGGCCGGACAAUCGGACAAAAUGCGACGCUUCAUUGACAAGUGUUUCGAAGAGGUUACCACCGUUUUAAGAAAUAUGCAAGCACAUGGGUCUAACGCGACGAGGCCAAACCUCAUUUUGGACGUGGCCUCGCUGAGCGUUCAAGUGCAAGCUUGUCCCCGGUGUAUCCCUUUCUACAUUUACCUCGUGCAAACGCUGGGUGCCCACUUUCCAAAUAUAUUCAACGUUGUAAUCGCCAUAAACACUCCUGACAUUAUAAUCCCACUCUGGAACAACGUCAUCAAACCUGCGGCACCUCCAGAAGUUAAGAAGCUGGUGGACGUCUAUGGGAGGAAGAAGAGCGUCUGGCGGGAAGCUUUGCUGACCAAGUAUGGCAUCGAUUGGACUAAAAUGAGCCACGAAAUGGGUGGCGUCGGACGGGACCCUGUUGAUUCGAACGAUCUCAUAAAAAGAGGAUAUUUGUACGAGUGCCCAUAAAUUAUAUGAAGAAAUUUCACCCAAUAGUGUAUAUUUUUAUCUAAAACAUAAGGGAGAUUGCGAAUUUCCGGUGUUUUUCAUUCAUUUCUAGUUUUUUUGGUAAUGAUCAAUUUAGUGUUCGUGUGAAACUUAGACUUUAAUUGCGACUGUUCCCUAGUGUUCAUCGCGAUCUGGAUACGUUGGACUAAAAAUGUUAUAUUUACGAAUAGCGACAGAAAAUAAAAUGAUAAAUGCAACCUGGCCAAAUUGUAGAACCGGUUGAGGUUGUGCAGAAAGUAUGUGGUCGGUUAGAGUGGGGGUAGGGCAUCCUAUCCUUCGUUUGUUAAUUAUAAUAUGAGGCAUACAGGUCGCACUGGCGGGUAGGGGUCAAAAUUUUGCGACAAUCGAUCACGUGAUUUAUGUACGGCCCCAUGUAUAUAUAUACGUCGCCAUUUCUCUCUGAAAAAACACUACCACAAAUUCACACGGUGACUCGGCUGAUCAGUUUAAUUAAAUGCGGCGAGGUAGUGAGUGGGUUAUCAAACUACUUGUUCAGACCGGUUUGUGCUGACGGAUGGUGCGUAUGAAUAUACAGGGUAGUUCAAACGUCAAUUUACAAUGGAAAAUUUUUCAAUCGGAAAAAUUCGUAAAUUUCCAUGAGUUACGGAUUUGGAAUUGAGAUUUUUAUUAAUUUUUAUCAAAACUUAUGGAACACUGGUGGCAAAAUUCUUAAAAUAUGGAAUUUCAGGGGCAAACUUUCGGUAACUAUUGGAGAUUUGCGAAUAUUUCCAUUUGAAUAAUUUUCCAUUGUAACCUGACAUUUAAACCACCCUGUAUAUCAGGGACCCGUAUAAUUUAAUUGGAUAAAAUGCAUGCUUAAUAGACUUUUUUUAGAAGGAAUGCAAAUAUAUGGAAGGCUGGAUUAAAUAAGAAUCACGUAUUCGCAUUGUGUAAAUAGGUAGUAAAAAAAUGCUAUUUAAUGUUAAUAGUAUGGAGGACAAGUCCCAGUCGUGGAAGAGUUGCCCAUCAGCAUAACAAUAUUUCAGGAAAAGAACGUCUUGAUUGCUUCUCUUGCCCAGUCUUCGUUUGGGUUUAGAGUGGUGGCCAUCUAAUAAGUCUGAACCUUUUCCUUUUUCAGAUAAAAGUUUUUAUACGCAUUGCACUUAUUUAUUUCCAUAAAUACAGCAUAAAGGAAGUCUGUUGCAGUCAGAUAUUUAAAAUGCUAACAACUAAUGUGUUAUCACGUGUGUUGUUUGUGGUCUUCCUACUCCACGAAAUUCCUGCCGAAGGAAUAAACGAAGACUUGGUAAUAACUUGGGAACAGAAAGUAAAGCUAGAUGAGAAAAUUUGUUAAAUUUGUAAAAUAUUUGUAAAAAAUACUUAUUUAAAUAUUGAAAAGAAACGUAAAAUGUCGGAUAAUAUUUAAUGAGAUAAGCAAUAAUUUAGAAAUAUAUAAUUAUUAUCAAAUUGAGUACAAGUUUUCGAAAGUAAGUCAAAAGGAGGUCAGAUGUUUUAAUGAUGUAAAAAAUUUCCUACUAAAUAGUAAAUUAAUGGAGAUCCUCUUUGGCCUCCAACCGUGCACGACGUGUCUCUCUCUCGCUCUGCAACUGGAUUCUCUCUCUCCCAUCUGGGUCGCGGGCGUGUGCCAGGGCAAGUCAAGUGUGUCCCAGGCUUUUCGCCCUGUGAGCCUCGUCCACUCACACCCCCCACCUGCGUGCCUGGUGACACCCCCUGCCACACCCGUCCCAGCAACGACUAGCUGAGCCAUCAGGCGAAGACGGAUCUCGCCGGACUCUGUGCACGGGAGGAUCUACGCCAGGAGGACUCCCCCAGGUAGGUCAUUGUUUGGUAUAUCGGGGUAGUGACCGUGGAGGGUGGUUGGUAGAAGAGUGAGGACGGGGUCGUGCAUGGCGGUGGGCAGCGUAGUCGGGCCUACGGGGGUCCCAUGACCCGGUUGAGCUGUGAGGGGUGAAGGGGCUAGUGGGUAGUGUCACUCGUCCCUGGUCACACUGUGUGACCGUGAAGGGGACACGUUGCCCGUGUCCGAGAGGGUGCUAAGGUAGUUCGUGGUCCGUGGACGCCCCGCCCAACAACCUUCACUCAUCAUGCUUCCGCCUUCGCGACGCCGUCCUCAUUUGGAUAUCACCAUCAUCUCUCGGGAUCUGCCUAUGAUCCCUAUCACUCAUUUGUCCUAUCUGGUGUCCAGGUAGUCAGAGCCCAAUGGACCUCUGGGCCACAUUCCCAGAGGUGAUAGUGGUUUUCCUGGCUCUACACCAUAGCCAGGUUUUCCCACUAUUCCUCUGACUACUUUAUUUUACUCUAUUUACAUUUACAUACCUAACUCUGUAAUCUCUAUAUUGAUGAGGGCUCAUGGCCAUAUCAAAUGCUAAUAAAUUGAAUAUGAAUGAAUAGUAAA
Molecule: messenger RNA, 3311 nt
Organism: Folsomia candida
Lineage: Eukaryota; Metazoa; Arthropoda; Collembola; Entomobryomorpha; Isotomidae
Product: CRAL-TRIO domain-containing protein F28H7.8
Exons: 7
Coding region: 53-916 (287 amino acids)
Cellular component (GO): cytoplasm
Source: RefSeq, a predicted model, not a curated record